AGAUGGGGCCUUGAUUUGUUUUUAUCGCAAAAUCAAUACACGGAUGAAAAGACUUGGGUGGGUGUAAUGUGCAUUUGAUCAUGCCAUCUUAGACAGAGAUCUAUUCCCUAAACAAGUGUUAACAGACAGAGACAAAUAGAACCACCUUUAGACUUAUUCAUUGAGUGGAAGAGAGGAAUCGCCAUGGCAACCAUUUCGACCCACGCGAAUUCCUUAACUCUAAGCCUUGCUGGAUUACGAUUAAAGUUCACUUGAAAGGGGAUUUGUGUAUCUCUCUAAGGAACAGCUACAUCUGCAUGUCCUGCAAUCUUGCUGAUACUUUCUUGAGUGUAUUAGUCGCUCCCUGUUCAUCAAGCAUCUCAACAUUGCAGGCCAUAUUGCUCCAACUGUUUAAAAAUAAUUUGGAAUUUCGUAGGUGGUUGUGCCUUAUUUCUGUCAAUUCGUUUGAGGAGAAGGCUUUGGAGUGAAAAGCUUGAUUAUUUUCUUGUUCUCUAUUGAGUGAGGAAGAAAUCAACCUACAAAUUAUGGUGAAGUAUGAGCGCUCAUCGCUCAGCGGUGGGGACGAUGUCUUUGAGGAAGAUCCGUCGUCACAGACGCACACAGCCAACAACGGGUCGGCGGCGAACGCUACCAACAAUUCUUCCACCACUCACAAUCCAUCAGGAAAAAUGGAGGUAGCUUCAAAUGCCCCUCCCGAGGUCCGCUUCAAGCAUCUUAAAGGGAGAGGGGUAAACGAGACCAAAUGGAAGGGGCAGUCGGUGAGCGUCAAACUUUGGUGGGAAAGGAGCACGUUAGAAAGGAUACUUCUCGUCGUAUGUCUUCUUCUCUUACUCACAGUCGUUAUCGUCGCCAUCGUCUUGGCUACCACAAGAAAACAUGAGUUUUGUCUAACGGAAGCCUGCAUAACAGUAGCGAGUAGCCUUCUGAUGUCAAUGGACAAAUCAGCAGAUCCUUGUGAAGAUUUCUACGAGUACUCAUGUGGGACAUGGGACAAACAUAACCCUUUACCAGAAGGAAAUAACAGGUGGAGCACGUUCGGUCUGCUAUGGCAAGAGAACAGGCUCGUUCUAAAGAAUGUUUUAGAAAGUGAGCUGAACACGACGAGCAGUGCAGAGUUAAAAGCCCAAGACUUCUUUAUAUCAUGUAUGGACGAGGAUAGUGUAAUAGAAAAACUUGGUGCCAAGCCUCUGGUGGACAUCAUUAAUUUACAGCUAGGAGGUUGGAACGUCACAGGAACAUUCAACCUAAGCACAUACGAUUUCAACGAGACGAUAAGGGUCCUGGGAACGUCAUACAGCGAGCAGCCCUUCUUUAGUUUGUUUAUUGCUGGAGAUGACAAAAAUUCAUCAAGAAACAUAUUGCAAAUUGCUCAGUCAGGGUUAUUACUCCCAGAUUCAAGUUACCUCAUCAACAAAACCGAGGAUGACCCGGUUUUAGCAGCUUAUAUCAAGAUGAUGGUGACUGUGGCAACGCUAAUGGGAGCAGAUGAAGAUGAGGCCAACAGACAAAUGAGGGCAGUCUUAGAGUUUGGCCAAGAUAUUGCAAAUAUUUCAGUAAGAGAUACUAACAACGAGGAUCAAGACCCGGAGAUGCUAUACCAUCUCAAGACGAUAGACGAUCUACAAGAUAUCAUGCCUGCUAUAGACUGGUUGAGUUAUCUCCAGUUCCUCUUCAACGGUACAGACAUUCAGAUCACCAAGGAUGAGCCCAUUGUUGUCUAUGCACCGGAUUUCCUCCAAGACAUGGCCAACCUCAUUCUGUCUUCAGAUCCAAUAGUGGUUCACAACUACAUGAUCUGGCGUCUUGUCACAUCAUUGAUGAACCUACUCAGUGCAGACUUCAGGCAAGCUGACCAUGACUUUGAUCAAGUGCUCUCCGGGAAACGCAGCAUACCAGCAAAAUGGAGAUUCUGCGUCUCGGACACAGACGCCAGUGUGGGCUUUGCCUUGGGGGCGCUGUUCGUGAAACACGCCUUUGAGGGACAUAGUAAAGCAAAGGCGGAUGAAAUGGUCGAUGAAGUCAAGUCGGCAUUCAAAAGGAAUCUUCCAGAUCUACCAUGGAUGGAUGAAGAAACAAGGAUAGCAGCUAAACAAAAGGCCAACGCCAUCAUAGAUUUGAUUGGUUUCCCAGACUACAUCUUGGACCCUGAGAAACUGGACGCAUCGUAUGAGGAGCUGGAGCUCAAUUCGAGUGAAUACUUCAUGAAUAACAUCCGGGUGCUGCAAUUCCAUGUCAAACGUCAGCUGCAGCAGCUGAGAAAGACGGUAGACAGAGGACAAUGGGAGAUGACCCCACCACAGGUCAACGCCUACUACGCCCCGCAGAAGAAUGAAAUCGUUUUCCCAGCUGGUAUUCUUCAAGCGCCGUUUUAUGACAAAGAUUAUCCAAAAUCUUUGAACUUUGGUGGUAUGGGCGUGGUGAUGGGUCACGAGAUCACCCAUGCUUUCGACGAUGCCGGGAGAGAGUACGAUAAAAACGGCAACCUCCAUCAGUGGUGGAAGAAUGAUACCAUUCAGAAGUUUAACGAUCAAACGGAAUGCAUGGUGGAUCAGUACUCCAAAUAUGAAAUAUUAGGAAAUAAGGUUAAUGGCAGAAGGACGUUAGGAGAAAAUAUAGCGGACAACGGUGGAUUAAAGUCUGCAUAUCAUGCUUAUAUUGAAUGGAUACGAGAGCAUGGGGAAGAACAAGAGCUUCCUGCGUUAGGGUUAACGCAUAAACAGCUCUUCUUCCUGGGAUUCGCACAGGUUUGGUGCUCAACCUCAACUCCACAAGCAGCAAGGUUACAACUCCUUACAGAUGAACACACACCACCAAGAUAUAGGGUGAUUGGUACGUUAUCAAAUUCAGAAGAGUUUGCUGAGCAGUUCAAGUGCCCCGUAGGGUCGCGGAUGAACCCCAAAGAUAAGUGCGAGGUCUGGUGAGGUCAAAGGUCAGAGUUCAAAGCUUAGAGGUGAAUGGAGGCAGGUGCCCUGUACAUAAAUCUGUAUAUAGCUGUACACAUGUUCAGAGUAUGCGUGGUCCUGGCACUGUAAAUUGUAGUUAUUCUCUGCAAGGUUACUAUCCCCAGACCCUAUAAAGGCAAGAGGAAAAUGCAUUUUCUUCCUGCUAUCACGAAAAAAGAAACUUUGAAAAACUACUUGUAGAUGUGUUUCAGGUGCUUUGAUUUCAAUUGAAAAGUUUUUAUUUUGCAAGUUAUGUAAUCAUGGUGCUGGAACCCCCCCCCCUGUAAAAGUUUGUUUUUGUUUUUAUGCCUUACUGCAGGAGCUACACAAAAUCUGUGAUCCAAGGAAAAUGUUAAAACGGUCCAUAUUUAUCUGUACUACAGUGUACUGCUUUAAAAGUUUCAGUAUCUUUUAAACUAUUCAAAUGAUAAUUUUGAUAAACUGCAUCUUGAUGAAAAUUAUUACCUUUUCUCUAAUGAACAAACAGAAUAUUAUGUGGUCCAGUGUACUUUACCUCAAAUUUGUAAUAUCUUUUUGUAUUAUUAGUUCUGUGUGAAUGUAAACAAUACAUGUACCUCUGCUUUGGUAAGCCUUGUACUGCAGUCACAUUUCCCCUAUGAUGUCCGCACGGUUAGGUGAAAAAGCGGCCGCUAUACAGAUUUCUGUAUGAACCACAUACAGGAAGCUGGUAAAAAUAUUGUAAAAGCGGCUGCCAUCGUAGGUGAAACGUGACUGCGCCAUUAGUUUGUGUUUACCACAAAAUAAGGCAGACAAAGUGAAAAAAAAGUUCUAGUUCCGAGAGAAUUAAACCUAGCCUACAUUCCUCAAUUACAUAGAAUUAACAUCCACUUUUUGAUAUUGAUUAUUGGUUGAUGAAAUAAGUUUAUUUUGUAUUGUACGGGUGCAAAAAAAUAUAAAAAUCUUGUAGUCAUUCACUUCCCAUUUCCUUUCCCCCUCUAUUGCUCAUAUUACUUUUAAGUUUUCCCCUUAAGCUUUUUCAGUUUUUUGUCCAUCAUG
Molecule: messenger RNA, 3959 nt
Organism: Lytechinus variegatus (green sea urchin)
Lineage: Eukaryota; Metazoa; Echinodermata; Echinoidea; Temnopleuroida; Toxopneustidae
Product: endothelin-converting enzyme homolog
Exons: 19
Coding region: 525-2921 (798 amino acids)
Biological process (GO): protein processing
Cellular component (GO): plasma membrane
Molecular function (GO): metalloendopeptidase activity
Source: RefSeq, a predicted model, not a curated record